Messenger RNA from Schizosaccharomyces japonicus yFS275, 300 nucleotides. Its product is annotated as SAGA complex subunit Sus1. Gene Ontology annotation, molecular function: transcription coactivator activity. Gene Ontology annotation, cellular component: SAGA complex. The coding region runs from base 1 to 300 and encodes 99 amino acids. The record is from RefSeq and is a predicted model, not a curated record. NCBI's taxonomy places the organism in Eukaryota, Fungi, Ascomycota, Schizosaccharomycetes, Schizosaccharomycetales, Schizosaccharomycetaceae. Gene Ontology annotation, biological process: positive regulation of DNA-templated transcription; mRNA export from nucleus. The transcript is spliced from 2 exons.
AUGUCAACACAAAAAGUCACUGAGCAAUUGUACCAGUCUGGCGAUUUCGAAAGACUGUCACAGGUUCUUGAACAAAACCUAGAACAGUGCGGUUGGGCCACUGAGAUGAGAGAUUAUGCGCGUUCGCUCAUUAAAGCAGAUAACACAAUUCAUUUUCAGGAUCUAUAUGAGAAAUUGUUAAAGGCUGCAACAGAGUCGUUUCCUUCGUCUUUGAAAGUUUCUAUGCUACAGGAGAUAAAGUCGACUAUUUUAAAAAUGACGGACGUUGCACAACAUCAGCAGGACCAAGGACAAAAUUAG